AUGGGAAUCUUUCCAAAGCUGCGCGGUAUUAUUCCAACCCCGCGAGUUCUUCCAGAAGAGCAGCUCUCUUACGAUGGCAGUGAGGCUUCUAUGAGCACUGCGGAUGAACACGAAAAAACGCUGCAUUUGAGCAAAGACGACGGCACUAACGUUGAAGCGGUAGAGAGUGAACCUCAGGAUACGGUUGACAAAGUGCAAAGUGGAAUCCCAUACGAAUUGCGCGACGAAAAGGGCCGCAAAUGGUGGAAAUACUUCGAUGAGUUCGAAUAUCGUGCUAACUCUGAGUACAAGAAGGAGAGGUCUUGGUACACUUUCCUAUACCCAAACCAUACGACACAAACCAAAGCAGAACGUACUUUACUUUACAAGCUAGACUUGAUGAUCGGUCUUUAUUUUUUGAUGCUGUGCUGGUGCAAGUCGCUCGAUACCAACAACUACACUAACGCCUAUUUCUCAGGAAUGCAAAAGGAUCUAAACAUGACCAAAAAUGAUUAUAUUAACACCACCGCCAUAUCUAACGUAGGCGCAAUUGUGUUACAGCUGCCGUUCAUGUACUUUCUCCCCAGAUUCCCUACCCAUCUCAUUUUGCCCAUCAUGGACCUGGGAUGGUCUUUUUUCACCUUUGCGUGCUACAGAGCCAAUUCUUUGGCUGAACUUAGAGCUUACCGUUUCAUGGUGAGUGCAUUUGGUUCCGCGUACUAUCCCGUGUCACAAAUUAUUCUCGGUGCCUGGUAUGCCCCCGAUGAGAUCAGCUCCCGAGUUUGUCUCUUUUUCUGCGGUCAGUUGUUGGGAGGUGUAACUUCAGGAUUGUUGCAAGCCAGAACCUACAAAGAUUUGAAUGGAGUCAACGGUAUUGCGGGGUGGAGAUGGAUGUUUUUGAUUGAUGGAAUAGCCAUUUCUAUUCCUUGCGCUAUCAUAGGGUUUUUCGUUAUCCCAGGUGUUCCUUCAAAGUGCUACUCCUUGUUUUUGACCGACGAAGAAAUCAGGGUUGCUCGUGCUAGAAACAAGAGAGCACAGAUCAAGGAUGCUGUUGACAGGAGUCAAUUGCUGUCUUUAUUCUCUUGGAAAAUAUGGAAAAAGGUGUUUUUUACCCCAGCUUUCUGGGUCCUCGUCGUUUUCGAUACCUGCUCAUGGAACAAUAUGACAGCUUUCAGUGGAAGUUUCUUAUUCUGGCUAAAGUCCGACCACAACUAUUCUGUGGUGACGAUUAACAAUUUGAGCGUGUUGCCUGCGUGUCUUGGAUUUGUCUUCGUGUUUUUAUGCGCCUGGGGUGCAGACUUGUUCCGAACGAAAUGGAUUUUUAUGGUGUUUUCCCAAGCAAUGAACUGCAUUUCUUGUGCAAUCUUGAUCAAAUGGGAUGUUUCUAAUGGUGCGAAGUGGUUCGCGUUUUUGAUAACUUACUUUUCCGUUGCUGCAUCCCCCUGCUUGUGGGCUUUCAUCAACGACUUUCUGAGACUGGACCCUCAGUUGAAGGCAGUGACGUGGAUCGCCAUUUACAGUUUUUCGCAGUCAACUUACGCCUGGGUCCCAACUUUGGCAUGGAAAACAGUGGAGCAACCCCGCUUCAAGACCGGUUACACUGUGAGUUUGAUCUUCUCAAUCGUCUAUGGUUUGUGGACUUUUGUCGUAUUGUACUUCUACAAGAGAAACGAGAAAAAGAACGCCCUGGGCAACGGUAUUAUUCUCUACAACAGUGACCAUGGCGAAGUUCCUCCUACGUUCGUUGAGAACGAAAUGGAGAAAAGAGGUGAAUACUAUUACUUGAAGGAAAAGGAAAAGGUACACAGGGUCAAUUAG
Messenger RNA from Lachancea sp. 'fantastica', 1797 nucleotides. The record is from the annotation of a GenBank genome assembly. Lineage: Eukaryota; Fungi; Ascomycota; Saccharomycetes; Saccharomycetales; Saccharomycetaceae.